Ylistrum balloti is the source of this 2548-nucleotide messenger RNA. RefSeq names its product 2-acylglycerol O-acyltransferase 2-B-like. Gene Ontology annotation, cellular component: endoplasmic reticulum membrane. The transcript has 5 exons. Gene Ontology annotation, biological process: triglyceride biosynthetic process. The record is from RefSeq and is a predicted model, not a curated record. NCBI's taxonomy places the organism in Eukaryota, Metazoa, Mollusca, Bivalvia, Pectinida, Pectinidae. Bases 241 to 1266 code for a protein of 341 amino acids. Gene Ontology annotation, molecular function: diacylglycerol O-acyltransferase activity.
GAAAAGAAGUGGGUAGGAAUCGACACUAUCUAGACGUUCAUAAAUUGUUAUAACUAGUUCCCUUUAGUUGAUUUACCUGGAAGCGUGCUGUGCUGUCAACGCACUACAAUUUAGACCAAGAAAUUUUGGACAUUUAUCGAGGGAGUUCAAGUCAACCCGAGAAACGUCCUCGGGAAGUGUGCAGCUACGCGCGACAUAUAAAUAUAAUUUUGGAUAAGAAACUGUUUAACAGAUUCAGCCAUGGUGAAGAUUCUGGGUAUAGAGUUUGCUCCCCUGCGAGUGCCGUUUGAACGCCGUCUACAGACUCUUGCCGUUACCCAGUACACCCUAUGCUUUCUGUUUCUUGGAUUUUCCUGUCUGUUCCUGACCAUCUACAUCCUCUUUUUCACUCAAUACUACUACCUUAUGCUUUUAUACCUUGCAUGGAUGUAUUACGACAGGGAUGUACCGGAACGUGGAGGUCGAAGGUCAGACUCGGUGAGGAGAUGGAGAAUUUGGGAAUACUUAAAGGACUAUUUUCCUGCGAAAUUGAUCAAAACAGCUGAAUUGAGCCCUCAGAAAAAUUAUAUUUUAGGAUUUCAUCCACAUGGAAUAAUGAGUACAAGUGCAUUCGUCCAUUUUGCUUCAGAAGGUUCUGGCUGGAGUAGGAUAUUUCCUGGAAUUACUUCCUACUUGUUAGUCCUUGGAGGUCACUUCAUGUUUCCAGUAUAUAGGGAUUACCUAAUGUUAUCAGGUACAGUAGCAGUAACCAAGAGCAGUAUGAACUUCCUGCUACGAGAGAAUGGGACUGGAAAUGCUCUAGUUUUGGUUGUCGGCGGGGCCUUGGAGGCCCUGGAGGCGUUUCCAGGCAGAUUCAACCUUAAGCUCAACAAACGCAAGGGAUUCAUCAAAAUGGCCUUGGAAACGGGGACCUCCCUGGUGCCAACGUUUUCCUUUGGUGAACUUAAUUUGUAUCAUCAAAUGGAAAAUCCUCCUGGCUCCUUCCUCCGUCGCCUUCAGAACGUUAUGACUAGAUAUUUAGGGUUCUCUCCCCCUGUUUUCCAUGGACGUGGCGUGUUCAAUUACACAUAUGGACUUGUACCCUAUCGUCAGGCCAUCAAUACAGUCAUUGGAGCACCGAUCGAUGUAGAAAAAGUGGACAGGCCCAGUCAGACACAAAUUGACCAACUCCAUGCCCAGUACCUAGCAGCUCUCAGAGACCUCUUCAAUACACACAAGGAAAACUAUGGUGUUGAUCCGUCCAAUGAACUUCAUUUCAUCGACUAAACCAAAUUCAGAAGAUUCCAAAUUGUUGACAUACAGUAGUUGAAACAUUUUUUAACAUGGUGCAUUAGAUAACCAUAUUUAUCAAGCAAUGAGCCAAUGUCUGAUGAUUUGCCCAUCAUUUUUUUAGUUCUGUUCAGUAGAUUCACUAUGGAAUUCAUUUCCUGCAAUAAGCCCACCUUCUGACUUUGAGCGAGAUAUACACAGUGUAUAUUGUUAUGGCCCCUUGGCUUAUCACUGCAUAAAUGUGAUGUACUGCAAGUCUACUUUGCUACACACAAAUUUCACUAUUUGUUAGUCAAACCAGAACAUAUCAUUUUUAGCCAUGUCGUAUUUCAAUAUAUAUAGGAGCAAGAAUUCAAAAUAUAUAAUAUAGCUCUUUCUCAAGUAAAAUCAUGCCAAAAAGAAAAAAAAAGAUUUAAAAGAUCUUUUCUAAGUAGUCAUGAUGGAAAGUGUCGUUUUUUGAUAACCUGGUCCAAAGGACCAAUGAUCUCUUGCCAUACCACAGGCUUUGUUUGGUUUGUGUGUCCGUCUGUUCAUUGCUUUGUCAGAAAAAGAUGUAGUGUGUGUUGUGUGCUUGGAAAUUAAUUACUCAUUUUCCUUAAGUUUGCAUGAAGCAAUUUCAGCCACAAAUCCAGGUGAGCAAUGCAGGCCUUGUUGGCCUCUUAUUAAAACAGUCUGUAGUUAUAGUUGUUUUUCAUCACAUAAAGUCAAGAUGAAAGAUAUUUCAUAAAUAUUGCAUUGUCUCUUGAGAUAGUCAAAUGAACAUUGUUUUGUAUAGGGUCAAGUUUGCUGUGAUUAUACCUAAACAGUUAAUGUAUUAUGAUAUUCUGCCAAAGUGUAUGUGAUACCUCCAGUAUAGUCAAGGAAUUUAUCACCCAUGGACUGUAGGGGUAACAUUUGUUGUUGGGUCUCUUGAUUGUAGCUGGUUGCUGUCUCACUGAUCAUUAUGUGGGAGGCCCUUAUGUGCUUUUUAGAGUGAUAAGUAUCUUUCUUGUUCAAGAUGUAUUUGGUAUUAUCAGACUCAUAAAAGCUGAAUACAAAUGAAUUAUAAUUUCUUGGAUGAGAGAUUCAGACUGAAUAUUUUUGAUUUCCCAGAUAAUGAAAGAGAAUACAUCUCUCAGCAAGGCAAUUAUGAUUCCAGUUAGUCAGUGUGAAUAUAAUUCCAGUUAGUCAGUGUGAAUAUUGUAAUUCCAGUUAGUCAGUGUGAAUAUGAUUAUUCCAGUUAGUCAGUGUGAAUAUUGUAAUUCCAGUUAGUCAAGGUGAAUAUUGUAAUUCCAGUUAG